Messenger RNA from Dioszegia hungarica, 513 nucleotides. RefSeq lists its product as uncharacterized. Gene Ontology annotation, biological process: translation. Gene Ontology annotation, cellular component: mitochondrion; ribosome. The record is from RefSeq and is a predicted model, not a curated record. The transcript has 5 exons. Gene Ontology annotation, molecular function: structural constituent of ribosome. The coding region runs from base 1 to 513 and encodes 170 amino acids. NCBI's taxonomy places the organism in Eukaryota, Fungi, Basidiomycota, Tremellomycetes, Tremellales, Bulleribasidiaceae.
AUGGCCUUCGUCUCACUGAGAUCUGCCCUUCGGACCGGACGUCCAUCUCUUCCCUGCGGCAUCGCAGCUUUCAGUUCUAGCGCGCCCAGCUCAUCCCGCCGGCAGGUGCUCAUCCAAUUAUUAGAAGAUGUCGACGGUCUAGGCUUCACAAAUGACCGAGUCCUGGUCAAUCCCGGGAGAGCAAGAAAUCAGCUCUUACCUACCGGUCAGGCUAGAUUCGUACCAUGGAAGCGGCCGUCCGACCGGGUCCAGCAGCGAACAGAGCGUGCCCCCCCACCAACAGCCAGCGCUCCAUCAGCAUCCGAGCCUGCCGCUGUCCCACCCACCUCUGCCGCCGUCCUCGAAGCCAUCCAAUCCCUCCCCGUCUCGUUCCAUUUCCCACACCGCACCAUCUCGCCAAAAGCAAAGACGAUAUACGGAUCCGUCACGCUCGCAGACGUCGUCAAGCGGUUAGAGGACGACUACAAGAUUCCAUCAGGCGUAAAUGAAGGAAUUGGGACGAUGGGAAGUUGA